GGCACACAAUAUGUCAAACGAAAAAAGUUUCAGCGACGAUUGUAAUUCGUUUAGUUUUAAUGUUCAAAAAUCAAGUUCUUUGGGAAUUAGUGAUCCAAAAAUUAUACGACCAAUCACACAUUCACAACCAUCUGCAUACAAACGUAGCCAAUUGACGACCAAACGAAUCAUUUGGGGUAAAGAAAUACCACAUGUUGUUCAUCAUCAUUCAUCGAACACGAACAAUAUUCAAAUAUUCGAUAAUUACAUCAUGAUAUUGGGAUCUAAUCCAUUGAUUACAAUUCGACCGAUCAACAUUAGAGAUGAAGUGUCUACAUCAUCCACAUCAUCAUACGAUGAUCCACAUACAAAUCGGGUAUUUGAAUUGGAUAAUCUUCGUAAUUAUUUUCAAUUAAAUGAACCGGAAUCAUCAUCCUUUCAUCAUGGUCAAUCAACGAUUUCGACUAUUCGAUUUCGUUAUGAAUAUUUCCUGUCGUUACUUGAUCCAACUAUGCCACGAUUGACUAAUUGUGGUAAUUAUUAUCGUAUGCGUUAUGCCGUUUAUGUGGCCAUUAAAAAUUCAGAUUCAAUGAGCAAUGAUUUUAAUGUGGCGGCUAAUGAUUGGCGAAAUAUGCAGGCAUCACUACCAUCGACGAAAUUAUUGCCAUGCAAACGAAAAUUGGUGCACAUUGGCGAGAUACAUUUGUAUACGAUUGUACCGGAAUCGACUUUAUCCAGUGGCCAACUUUAUAAUUCUAUGGAUCAAUCCAAAUUACCGCCAUACAUUCAUUAUGAGAAUAUAAGCUUUUUUUCAAGUCAGAUUCCUUUGAGCCGUGAAGAAUUGCAAGUUUUACAAUUAUCUAACAACAGCAGUGGCACAUCGGAUUUCACUACAAUCGUCAAUCAUUUUCGUGGUUAUCUUAAAUAUCUGAACACGAUUGUAGUGGUUGAUGAACAUCGUAUGAAUGCAAAACCAAUUCGCUCAACUUGUCUACUCGAACAGCUCAAAUAUCCAAAAAAUUUGGAUCAAUUCUCGAAUCCUGAUCGAAUUUUCCAUCAAUUUAAUCGCACCCAAUGUACAAUGCUUGCUAAAUAUUUACAUUCAUGUACGCAACCAGUGACUUACUCAAAUGUUGAACAGCAAUUACAGCUACAGCAACCAAAUGAAAAGACAAACGAAUCGGACAUAAUCACCAGCGAUUUAUUUGUCCAUAAUCUUGUACAAUUGAUGCAAUCAACAUUAUGAACUGCUGUCAUUAAUAAAAAAGGAUUGUUAAUUACACCGUU
Dermatophagoides farinae (American house dust mite) is the source of this 1266-nucleotide messenger RNA. RefSeq lists its product as uncharacterized. NCBI's taxonomy places the organism in Eukaryota, Metazoa, Arthropoda, Arachnida, Sarcoptiformes, Pyroglyphidae. The record is from RefSeq and is a predicted model, not a curated record.